AUGGAUUUAGUUUUGGAGGUUUUGGAUUACGCUUUCUUGGAUAAGCUGUAUGCUAAGUGGUUGCCGAAAUCAUUAGAACAAAAUCUGCCAGAGGCUCCAGCCUUCGUCCAGCAGUGGGCCGAGAUUAUUGAUAACGGUACGAAAACUGCUAUCGAAUAUACUCAGAAGACCAAACUUCACAAGCUUAUAAGCAAGAGUUUAAUCGACACACCAUCAUCAAAACUGAUCUAUGGACUUAAUGCGCCAUAUCAUUGGUUCGGUGAAACUGAUUACACUUAUGCGUCUCUUUUGCCUAGAUUUAGUAUUAUAAGGCAAACAUUAUCGUUGUUUGUGAUGAUGUCUAUUUUUGGCUGGUUGUUAUACUUCACUGUUGCAACUUUUUCUUUCAUAUUUGUUUAUGAUAAGAGUAACUUUAACCAUCCCCUUUAUUUGAAAAAUCAAAUGUCAAUGGAGAUUAAGCUUGCCAGUGAGGCUAUUCCCGUCAUGGUGUUGUUGACUGUUCCAUGGUUCCUUUCAGAAUUGCACGGCUAUUCUUUCUUGUAUUAUGACAUCAAUGAGCAGACGGGAGGAUGGAAGUCAUUCUUAUUCCAGAUUCCAGCCUCUAUUAUGUUUACUGAUGCCGGUAUUUAUUUCAUUCACAGAUGGUUGCACUGGCCAAGAGUGUAUAAAGCUUUGCAUAAGGCUCACCACAAAUGGAUUGUGUGUACACCAUAUGCUUCGCAUGCUUUCAACCCUGUUGAUGGCUACUUCCAGUCCCUACCAUAUCACUGGUAUCCAUUCCUUUUCCCACUACACAAAGUUAUUUAUCUAUUUAUGUUCACGUUUGUGAAUUUCUGGACCGUUAUGAUUCAUGAUGGUCAAUAUCUAUCCAAUGAUCCGGUUAUAAAUGGUGCUGCUUGUCACACUGUUCACCACCUUUAUUUCAAUUAUGAUUAUGGUCAGUUCACCACAUUAUGGGACAGGCUUGGUGGUACUUACAGAAAGCCUGAUGCUGAUUUGUUUGAUAAGAGUGCCAGAAAGGGAGAUAGUUGGUCUAAGCAAGCUAAAGAGAUGAAUAAGAUCAGGCUUGAAGUUGAGGGACCUAAAGAUGACAGAGUUUAUGGUACUGAGGAAGAGCUGGGUUUGAAUGGAGUCAAGACUAAAACUAACUAA
Messenger RNA from Brettanomyces bruxellensis, 1152 nucleotides. RefSeq lists its product as uncharacterized. Bases 1 to 1152 code for a protein of 383 amino acids. Gene Ontology annotation, biological process: lipid biosynthetic process. The record is from RefSeq and is a predicted model, not a curated record. Lineage: Eukaryota; Fungi; Ascomycota; Pichiomycetes; Pichiales; Pichiaceae. Gene Ontology annotation, molecular function: oxidoreductase activity; iron ion binding. The transcript has a single exon.